Molecule: messenger RNA, 1029 nt
Organism: Aspergillus mulundensis
Lineage: Eukaryota; Fungi; Ascomycota; Eurotiomycetes; Eurotiales; Aspergillaceae
Product: class I SAM-dependent methyltransferase
Exons: 3
Coding region: 1-1029 (342 amino acids)
Molecular function (GO): methyltransferase activity
Source: RefSeq, a predicted model, not a curated record
AUGUUCGAGAGCCUCUCCGUCCCUCGCUUGGCGGGCAAACCGCACCCAUCUCAGAGUUCUUCCGUCCCUCAGAUUAUCGACAUUCGCUCGGACAAGAAGGAUGUCGAGCUCCGCGAGUCCCUUCGCCAGAGCAUACACAGCGAUACCGCGGCGUUGCCGGAUCUAUUACUCUGGGACGAACAGGGCCUCAAGUACUUCGAAGAUGUCACGUACUGUCCAUCAUACUACCUAACCCGGGAAGAGAUCGGUCUGCUGGAGAAAUACGCCCUGCAGAUUGCCGCCCGCAUUCAGCCGGGGAGUAUGCUCGUUGAGCUGGGCAGUGGAAACCUCCGCAAGACAAAGAUCCUCCUCGACGCCCUGGAGACCCUAGCCCGGCCAGUCGACUACUUCGCCCUCGACGUCUCGCACCCCGAGCUGAAGCGCACGCUCCGCCCCGUCUCCGCCGGCGUGUACACGCACGUCCGCUGCUUCGGACUCCUAGGCACAUACGACGACGGCCGCGCAUGGCUGCAGCACCCUGAUCUGCAGGCGCGGCCGAAGACGAUCCUCUACCUGGGCUCCACGCUCGGCAACUUCGAGAAGCGCGAUGCGGCCGCGUUCCUGGCGAGCUUUGCGAACCCGCACACCUCGUUCUUGCUUGGUUUGGAUGGUUGCACCGAUGAGGGGAAAGUGUUGUCGGCGUAUAAUGACCCCGAGGGGGUGAAUCAUCGGUUUGUGAUGAAUGGGCUUGCUCGUGCGAAUGCUAUACUCGGGUAUGAGGCUUUUGAGGUGGGGAGGUGGGAUGUUACUGGUCUUUGGGAUGGCGAGAGGGGCGUGCAUAGUCAGUUCUAUGAGGCAAGAGUUGAUGUUUGUUUGGAGGGGGUGGAUAUACCCGCUGGACGGCGGUUGUUGGCUGUUAAGAGUCAUAAGUAUGGGCCUGGGGAGAGGGAGGGGCUUUGUGAGAGGGCGGGAUUGAGACUUGUCGAUGGGUGGGCGUCUGAUAGCGAGUAUAAUCUGCUUUUCUUGACUAGCAAAUCGGAUAGAGUGUGA